Messenger RNA from Acanthopagrus latus (yellowfin seabream), 2753 nucleotides. RefSeq names its product regulator of G protein signaling 14b (gene rgs14b). Lineage: Eukaryota; Metazoa; Chordata; Actinopteri; Spariformes; Sparidae. Gene Ontology annotation, biological process: signal transduction. The record is from RefSeq and is a predicted model, not a curated record. The transcript has 16 exons. Bases 135 to 1931 code for a protein of 598 amino acids. Gene Ontology annotation, molecular function: GTPase activator activity.
GUCCGCUUGGUUAAUUGAUCAUAUUUAUAAUGACACGUAAAAAAAACGGCACAGUUUAUUAAAACGUCCUCCUUCACCUGCGCACUAGGCUUGUGCGCAUGUCAGGACUCGGCUAACAGUUGGUUACACUAAAGAUGGUCGCUCUCAGAGGGUUUUGUAACAGGUUCUCCCACCUGGCCAAACUCGCAGCGCAAAGGAAAUACCGGAUAUAUGACAAAUGGUGCGCCAUAACCACUGUCAUCAUGGCGGACAAGAAGAGCCAGGCGGUGUCAGAUGGAGAGUUGAACAUGUCUGCGCGGGGCUGUGGAGGCAGCAGCUCCAGUCUUCCAGGGACUCCAGGCGGAGAGGCCAGCCCUGCCAACAGUGUGCUGAGCUGGGCCGUCUCAUUUGAGAAGCUGUUGGCGGAUCCCCAUGGAGUCCAACACUUUACGUCCUUCUUGAGGUCUGAGGUGAGUGCGGAGAACAUUUUAUUCUGGCAGGCUUGUGAGAAGUUCAGGAAAAUCCCAGCCACCUCCCUGGGUGAGCUGAAAGCAGCAGCUCGCUCCAUCUAUGACACCUACCUGUCUGACAGCGCUCCCUACUCUGUCAACAUCGAUGACACCGCCAAGACGGAGGAGAAGGACCUGGAACAACCCACACCUGACAUGUUCAACAAGGCUCAAGCGCAGAUAUUUAAACUGAUGAAGAUGGACAGCUACAGGCGCUUUGUGCGCUCUCCUCUUUACCAGAGCUGCACCUUGGCAAGUGUAGAAGGCAAACCUCUACCUCAGCCGGCCCGCUUGGGAUCCUGGGAGGACGUGGUUACCAGAAGCCCCUCGCUCAGUGACAAGAAGAACAAGACGUCAGACUCCAACAGCUUGCCAGGUGGAAAGAGUGCCUCGGAGAAGCAGCGCCAGAAAAGAGGAUCCUGGGGAGAUGCAUCCAACAUCCAUGGCUUAGUCCCUGGAAAAGAGCUGCAUAUGUCAGUGAAGUCAAGCAGCAGUGUGGAGCUCGGCUCCCUCUACAGGCAGAUAGAGAACGGCAGAUCGAGUCCCCGGUCUCCAGAGCAGGGUGGUGGAGGUGUGGGUAGGCUAGGGGUGGAAGGGGGCUACUGCUGCGUCUACCUGCCUGAUGGCAGUGCCUCUCUAGCCCCCACACGUAAUGGCCAACCCAUCAAAGACAUGCUGGCCAGCUUGUGUGAGAAGAGGGGAUUCCCGCUGAAAGAUGUCAUCAUCUAUCUUCACGGCAAAGACAAGCAACCCUUGUCACUGGACCAGGACUGCUCUGUACUGAGAGAUCAGCAGGUCUCUCUCGAGCUCAGGGUGACGUUUGCACUGGAGAUUGCCUUCACUGGAAAAACAGUGGGGAUCAUGGUGAAGUCCAGUAAGACGCUGCAGGAAGCCCUCUCUGCUGUGCUCCAGAAACACCACCUCAAGCAGCAAGAGGCGCUGGUCACCAUGGUUGGAAGCGAUGAGACUGUGAACAUGACCGGCACUGUGUUCAGACUGGCCAAUAAGACGCUACGGCUCGAAAGAGCUAAAGGAAGAGACGUUUCCAGAGCCAGUGGUACAGCUGCAGCCGCACAGGUGGGAGCUGCAAGUUCAGGCGGCGUGGAGGCGAGAUCAUCGCUGCAGACAGAUAGAGCCAGGAAUCAGCCCAAGCCCAGUAAGAACCGCGACAUGGAUGGGUUUCUGGAGAUGCUGACGAAAGCUCAGGGCUGCAGGGUUGAUGACCAGCGAGGCCUUUUGACCAAAGAGCAGCUGGAGGUCCCACUGUUCCUGCAGCUAUCCUCAGACCAGGGUCUAGACGAGGCCAGCACCACCACCGACUCCCCCACUGCUGACUCCAAAGAAGACAAGUCGUCAGUAACUCCAAGUUCAGCUGGAGCAGCGGAGAAAACCUCUGGGUCUGGUCAAUCUAAACCCAAAGACUUGAGGGAAACAGUACUUUGAAAGACUGUUGUUCAGUUGGGGUGGGAGGGGGGAGUCACAGACGCGAUCAGAAACUAUGACAAAUGUCUCGCAACUUCAUGUUACCAAUCAUGUCAAAGGAUAGAAACUUGUUUUUUAUUGAAAAAUGGUCAAGCACUUUUUAAAAUUGUUUACAAAUAAGCUCUGAGACAGCAGUGUUCUUCCAUCUCUGCUGCUGCUAGUUGGCCUCUUGAGGCAACAUGUAAAGAAGAAGCAAGCAUUUAUAGUGUGAAACACUACACGUCUUAGUGAGAAGAAUGUUUGCUAUGAAUUGUUUAUCGUAUCCAAAAUGUUUGAAAAAAAAGUUUUAGCUCACCCUAAAGCCAGUGUGCUCGCUUAAAUGUUCCCAGACACAGAUGUGUCUGGUUUUUAUGCUGUAAAGUUUGUCUCACAUUGCUUUUCUCUGAACUCUAAACUAAAACAUGUUUCACCACAGGACUGUCCAGAGGGAGGAUCUGAAGUGUAUUGCACAAAAUGUUUUUCCUUUUAUUUGAAUUAAGAUUAUUGACUUUUUUUUACUAAGAUGAGUUUUAAAGUAUUUUUAAAUUACUAAUUUUUCACUCUGUGUGCUAACUUGCUGUUUUCAGGUGUGUGUUUGCAGCACUUAAAAAGCAUUUUGUAUGCUGUGAUGCACUUUGAGAAGCCCUGGUCGAGUCCUGUUUUCCUGCCACCUCAUACUACGUUUAAAGGUUCAGUUCAUGAAUUAGUGAUGUGCUACAACAGGGAAUUAUUCAGAUGAUGUGAUCAUCAAAAAUAUCCCACAGGGUGUAUCCAGAGAAUUAAAGUGUUUAAUAAUGAAAUGUA